Molecule: messenger RNA, 1553 nt
Organism: Venturia canescens
Lineage: Eukaryota; Metazoa; Arthropoda; Insecta; Hymenoptera; Ichneumonidae
Product: NKAP family protein CG6066
Exons: 3
Coding region: 458-1210 (250 amino acids)
Biological process (GO): regulation of gene expression
Cellular component (GO): nucleus
Molecular function (GO): chromatin binding
Source: RefSeq, a predicted model, not a curated record
UUCAAGCUAUAAAUAAAUCAGUCAAUUUACAAAGAUUUGAUAAACUCCGAUUGUCAAUCAUAAUAAUCCUAGUUGUGGAUUGUAACAAAACAAUUAGUACGGUCAGUUCUGAAUCAGGGUUUUUUAGAACUCUUAACUAUACUAUUAAUUAAAGAUGAAUGGAAAUUGAAGCAUAAAAAGAUGAAAAAUGAAUCAUUUCGGACUAAUUUCAUGCAUUGCCGCCAGAGCUCUGGAAGCCGCCAGCGUCUAGCGGAGUUGCCAGUUUGUUUCACCCCCGAGAACGUAGUUGAUUUGUUUACAUACUUAUUCUGCGUUACAGAGGGAAGCCUAUGUACGAAUGGCAAUUCCUUAAAAAACAGAAAAUGACUGCACCAUCGUGAAGUUAAUUUGGCAUGUGGUUUCUUCAAACCACAAUUUUUUAUUUUAAACGUGCAUCACAGUAAUAUUAGACUUCAAAAUGGACUCAAGAAGUCGGGAACGUGAAGAAAUUGGUCUUCGAGGAGUUGAGAGGGUGUGGGGAAAAUCUCCCACAAGAAUUGAUGACUCUGACGAAGAUGAUGAAAAAAUGAUGCACAAGCAUAAGGACGAAACACUACAAAGCAGUAAAAAAAGAAAAAAGAAGGAAAAGAAAAAGAAAAGUAAGAAAUUGAAAAAGGAAAAAAAGGCAAGAAAGGAAAAGAAGAGGAAGAAAAAACGAAAGAGGAAGCAUUCAGAGAGUAGUUCAGAUGAUACGAGUGAGUCGAAUGAUGAAAAAUUGGAAUGGGUUGAAAAAUCAGCCAAUGUGGAACGCAAGAGGUCGAGGAAGAAUUCUAGCUCAGAAGAAAGUGCAGAUGACGGGAUUGUCGGCCCGAUACAGAAACAGCAUGUGACGCUGUCUGCAAAGGAUUUUGGAAAAGCUUUGCUACCAGGAGAAGGUGCAGCCAUGGCUGCUUACGUAGCAGAAGGAAAAAGAAUCCCGAGACGUGGUGAAAUUGGCUUGACAUCCGAUGAAAUUGCUUCCUAUGAAUCUGUCGGCUAUGUUAUGAGUGGUAGUCGACACAGACGAAUGGAGGCUGUACGUAUUCGUAAAGAAAAUCAAAUUUACUCGGCAGACGAGAAAAGAGCGCUGGCAAUGUUUAGCAAAGAGGAAAGGCAAAAGAGGGAAAAUCUUAUCCUUGGACAAUUUCGUGAAAUGGUCCAUCAAAAACUUGCUGCAGAACAGAAUAAAUAAUCACGUUCCAAUAGACGAUUUUCUAUCUAUUUGUCUAAUAAUUAUUCUUAAAUAACACCAAAUUUACUAAAUGGAUAAUAGCAAAGAGGAAAGACGGGAGAAUAUUUUUUCAGUACAGAUGGACGAUUUUAAUUAAAUUGAUCCUUCUAAUAUUAGAUAUGCAGCACAAUAAGUAAUAACUUUAUUACAGAUGAUUUUCUCUUCAUGUGUUUGUAUCAUAUUGACUGUAGAUUCUACAAGCAACAAGGAUUUAUUUAAUGUUCAUAUGAAAUAAUCAUGUUUAAUCAUCUCAAACUGUAAAUAUUAAAGAUACUGAAUUGAAGGAAAUUCUAGGAAAAACAAA